Messenger RNA from Sphaeroforma arctica JP610, 393 nucleotides. RefSeq lists its product as hypothetical. The transcript is spliced from 3 exons. Bases 1 to 393 code for a protein of 130 amino acids. Lineage: Eukaryota; Ichthyosporea; Ichthyophonida. The record is from RefSeq and is a predicted model, not a curated record. Gene Ontology annotation, biological process: positive regulation of TORC1 signaling; positive regulation of GTPase activity. Gene Ontology annotation, cellular component: cytosol.
AUGCUGAUUGGCAACCAACUAAUCGUCAGGGGCGAGUGUGAAGAAAUUGUGAUCUCUGUCUUGUUCUCACUGGCAUAUCUACUACCUAGGGACUGCUGUACUAUGGUCCCCUAUAGCCACAUCUACCGUGAACGGUGGGAAUGCAACUUUCUCGGGCUAAGCGCGGACGCGGAAAUACCUGCUACACUCGACCAUGGAUCUCACGUGAUCCUGGAUGUGAAGUACAACCCAAAACCAAUUCACAAGAAAAAGGCGUGUAACCAUGGCAACCCGCCCAACUCGGCGCCCAGCGGGGAGCGCAGCACUCCGUUGAUUUGCGAAGAUAUCACAUUGCGCGUGUUCAAAUCGAAACACCACUUUCAACGCAGCACAUUCAACCGCACCCAGAGGUAA